AUGGAUUGUAAAGUACAUUGUCAGGAGCGAAAUAUUCGUAUCUAUGGAGUUGAGAUCAUGCAGAAUGCCAAGAGUAUUACAGAUCGACCGUUUCAUGGUGACGCAGCUUUUAUUAUGGGGAAUGAGGGCAGUGGCAUGAACUCGACUCAAAUGGCAAUUUGUGAUGAGUUUGUGUAUAUUCCGCAGUAUGGAGGUGGUACAGCAUCACUUAAUGUCACGGUCGCAGCGUCGAUCAUUUUGCAGAGCUUUGCAUUGUGGGCCAAAUCACCAGCUGGAAACGUGGAGAAAGCAGUAGCCAAGAAUGAAAUUUACAACAGCAAAGAAGACAUCGCGUAA
Molecule: messenger RNA, 336 nt
Organism: Peronospora belbahrii
Lineage: Eukaryota; Oomycota; Peronosporomycetes; Peronosporales; Peronosporaceae
Source: the annotation of a GenBank genome assembly